Molecule: messenger RNA, 1101 nt
Organism: Ostreobium quekettii
Lineage: Eukaryota; Viridiplantae; Chlorophyta; Ulvophyceae; Bryopsidales; Ostreobiaceae
Source: the annotation of a GenBank genome assembly
AUGGAGAAAGCAUUGCAUGCAGCUUGCAUGCUGCAGUCCCGUGCAUUCCACAUGCAGGCCGACAACUGGGUCACUGGAGUGGUCAGCAAAGGCUCACAGCUUUUCAUGCUGCCGGGCAUCGACAUGGUCAACCAUUCCUGUAACCCAAAAGACUUGAACACCACUCUACGCUACAUCAAGGUGGACUGUUCCAGUGAAGAAGCCAAUUGUUUGGGAGGAAUAUCAAAGCUGAAUCAGGAAAAGUGCAGUACUGCCAGCAGCCAUUCGUACUUCGUAAUGAAAGCAGAGCAAGACAUCAAGGCAGGCGAGCCGAUCCUGCACUCUUACGGCGACCUGAGCGACGGACAGUUGUUGCAGGUUUAUGGAUUCAUAGGAAGCACUGACGACCAUCAAAACCCACACAAUUGGGUUGCUGUGCCCUGGAAGAUUGUGAAGGAGAGCUGCUGUGACAUUGCAAAGCGAAAGGAUUGGCCUCUAGGUGAUAUCUGCAAACGUGAAGAUUUCCUGUGCAAUCAGAAGCUGCUGUAUUGCCCCGUUGAUGAAGUGCAAUUUGCUGUGGCCACUCACCAGGAACUGCCCAAAGAGCUUGUGACUGUUGUACAGAUUCUGCUCAUGGCAGCAGAAGAUUUUGCAGAUGUCGUCAAAGAAUAUGUGGGGGACUGCUCGUUGGAACCUGGCAAUCGUCCACUGGUUAUGGGUGAGCGAUACAUGGACAGCAGCGACUGGUCUGAGGUCGUUUGUCUUGCUCUUCUCAAGACACUGGACAUGUGUUUGUGCAUGUAUCCAACCACAUUUGAGGAAGAUUCAGCCCUCUUGGCAAGUGACAAGAUGCUUCCCAACAGCCCUCGUCGGCUGGCUGCAGUGCUGUUGAGAAUGGAGGAGAAGCAGAUCCUCAAAGCCGCCCGAAAGCAAGUGCUCACCCUGCUGGUGCGGUGCUGCAACGAAGAAGAUGAAGAAGAGAGUGGGGAUGGGAGCCACGAUUUUGACAGCGACGAGGAUGACGAAGGUGAUGGUGAGGAUAGUGAUAGCCUGGAGGACGAAGAUGACGUUGAGAAGGGUACAAAAACAGGCAGAAACAAACGGCAACGUACCAAUUGCUAA